Molecule: messenger RNA, 5511 nt
Organism: Xyrichtys novacula (pearly razorfish)
Lineage: Eukaryota; Metazoa; Chordata; Actinopteri; Labriformes; Labridae
Source: the annotation of a GenBank genome assembly
AGGAAAAGGCCUACAAUGGAGAGCGAACAGGAAGUAAACAUAAUAUGAGUGUCUGCACCAAGUAAGGAAUAAGUGUUUAAAGUAAAAAUGGAUCGAUUUUCAUGGUCGAACGGGCUCCUAGAAAUCGACGAAACUCUGGUGAUCCAGCAGCGAGGUGUCAGACUGUAUGACGGCGAUGACAAGGUGAGUUUUUGAUGUCUUUUAGGCUCAGUGUGGCCUAAAAAAAACACAGAGCAAAGUUACACGGUACAGUUUCAAUAAGAUGAAAAUUGCAGCGAGUCUGACAUUAUUGAGUGUUAAAAUACCGAUUUUUAUCUAUUAAUGCACCCUCAUUUUUUUAUUUACACCAGGCUAAGCUGGAUCUUGGAGUUGCAUUGUUGAGUACUCAUCGGCUGAUCUGGAGGGACGUCAAAAACCAUGUAAAGCACCUUUCAUGACUACAACUCACUACCUGCACUUUGUACUCUAUCUAGGACUGGGCGGUAUGGGUAAAAGUUUAUCACGGUUAUUUUUUUCCCCAUAUCAAUUGAUUUCGAUAUUGUAAGGAUGCCUAGCCCAUGUUUACACUUUUACACAUUCUGCUUGCAUCUUGAAGGAGAGUCCAUGUAGGGUAAUAACAAAGCACAACAUAUUUUGGGAGCCCGAGUGAUGUGGGUACAAGGUCCUUGUUUAAUGAUGGUUGUCGGAGGCCCAUGGUUCCAGAAAUCUAGCACCAAAGUAUCCAAGGUACUUGAGUGACAGCUCCACCACCCUAAAGGCUGACAUGACUGGCUGAAGAAAAUCACCCCAACAGAUAUGUAUCAUGAUAUAAAAAAAAUGAAAUUUAACGUCGCGUAUUGAUAGCAUGUCUUCUGCAAUACAAUAAGCUACUGCAUCUGUGAGGUCUUUGUGUCUCUUCAACGUUUUGCCGUAAGGCCUUGCGUUAGAGAAAGGGGACUGAGGCGGUCGGCUGUUUUGGAACAUGUACUCGACAAAAUUUGCUGUGCACAUUACUCUGCUUCAUGUCUGGCCUCAAAUAACCAAGAUACCUCCACACCACUGAUGUUUUCAUGCCAGUGUUGUCGACAGUGUCAUCAUCUGUUGAGACUUCAUCUGCAUUUCUGCCGGGGGUAGCACUGUUUUUUUUUUUUUUUUCUCACUGACAGUGCUGUGGUUGUGUGUAGCUGCAGCCUGCUACUACACAGGUGUUUGCUACUUGGUUCUUAUUCAGCACAUUAUUGGUUUGGAAAGCAUAUUGACCAUGUCUUAUAUUGAUAUUGAGGGAAAUUAGUUUUCAAUAUAUAUCAUUAUCGUUUUAUCACCCACCCCUAAUUGUACCUUUUCUGUUAACAUUGCGUUUGCUGACUCUUUAUUUCUUUUCCCAUCUGUAGGAAUGCUGCAUAGCCAUGCCUUUGUCACAGAUUAUCUUCUUUGAAGAGCAGGCUGGGGGGAUAGGAAAGAGGUGAGUGUCCGAAAUAGAUUUGAUGUUUACUAUUUACAUGAUCCAGGUCCAGGGUUUUACUAUUGCCUUGUAAAAGUAUAAAACAUUAGGAGCUUGUUUUAUGCAUAAAUGGACAAUCUGACCCCAAAAUUUCAAGCCAAAGGUCAAACUUUUGUUUGUUCUGGAGCUUACAGCUUUCACCUAAGGCUAUCCUCAUCAGUGGACAGAAAUUAGUCAGUCUGCACAGAGUUGUCAUCUAUAGUUACAGACAGUUAGAAGCUCCAGAAAAUUAGGAUAAUUCUUGGACACCAUUUUUAGACAUUCGACUCUUUUUAUGGUUUAGAUGAAGUAAAAUGAACAUGUGCAUUGUUUGUCUUGUAGUGCAAAAAUAGUCGUCCACCUACACCCAGCACCUGCCAACAAAGAGCCGGGUCCCUACCAACACAGCAAAUACUCCUUCAUCAAGUUGUCUUUCAAAGAACAUGGGCAGAUUGAGGUACUCUAAAUUGUAGAACUAGCUUUGAAGAACUUUCUGUUCAAACUUUUGUGCCUGUUGCUGAGCCUUUUAAAGGCUAAGUCUGUAUUUUGGUGAUUACAAUGUGGAUCUGACAUGGAGUCUUUUGCUUGUAGUUUCACAGGAGGCUAACAGAAGAAAUGACUCAGAAGAGAUGGGAGAACACACCGGUCUCACAGCCAAUCCCCACAGGAACUGGCCCCCAGGUUAGAGGCAUAACAGAUGGUCCCUCAUAGUAAUACUAGACUGUAUUCUUUUCAUAUGACCUUAAACUCCUUAAGUUUUAUUUUUGGUGAUUUAUUUUGUUUUGAUUUGUUAUCUAUAAUUCAAACAGCCUAACUACAAGUCAGCACUACACCAGGCAAUCAUAAUGGGUUUGUUUUGUUAGUCAGUUAUAAUUGUGUCCCACAGGAUGGCAGUGUUGUCACUACAUUCUGGGACCAAGCAGCUCAAAUUUGUCAACAUUUCUGCCUUUAGCAACGUUAGAGCUUUUCAAUAAGUAAAAGUAUAUAAGAUAUUUAGCUUUUGUUUUUUUCACCAUUACUUAAUUUUGUAAACUGGGUAAAGUAUCCCACAGUACAAUUCACACCAAAGUAUGAAGUCUUUGAUACCAUCAAAACAUACAAAGUUAAAUUCAAUCAUAUACAGUAACAUGAGGUAACCGCAUUUUUUUUUUUUUUGCCCUCCUCUGUGUUUGUUUUUCCUUUCUUUCGAGGCUUGGCUGACUUUGAAAUUGCUUGUGUUUCACUCUGUGUGUUUUUCUUUCCUUUGUGGUUUUUAUAGGCAGGAAGGACACGUGCAGUUGGGAUUGUCGGUAUUGAGAGAAAGAUAGAAGAGAGGAGGAAAGAAACAGACAAAAACAUUUCAGAGGUACUUGAAAACUGAAUAAAAGUUCUGGAAAAUAUGUCAAAAUCGAAGUUGUUAUCGGUUUGAACCACAAGUGAAGGAUACUCCCCAUUUGUCCUUGUAUCAACCGCCUCUCCGCUUUAGUUUUUUAUUAAUAUAUAUUUGGAAAUAUUUUACAAUAAAGAUACUAAAUUGCUGAGUGGUUUGGUUUGAGCUAUUUCCAUGAAGACUUUGUUAUGUUUUUUUCUUCUGUCAUAAAAAAUCCCCACUUUGAAUAUUCUGUGGCUGAUUUCAACUGACCACAGCUGCCGUGCAACUAGUCAAGCAACCAUGAAGUUAUGUGUUAAUAAAACAGCUGUUGGACAUACUUUGUAAAUGUCUGAAACGCAUCUUGUCAUAAUGACAUAUAUUACACUGUAGCCUAUGAACAGUAUGAAAUUCAACAAAUAAGGCUAAAAGACUACAUGUUAAGUUUGAACAGUGAGGAUUUGGAUUUAGAUUUUGUCGAUAUUAAAUUAAUGUCUGUAUCCAUGAAGUUUUGAGGCUUUCUCCAUUAGGAGCAUUUUUGAGAAAUAAUUAUUUUGUCCCGUUUUUCAGGCAUUUGAGGACCUCAGUAAGCUAAUGGUGAAGGUAGGGAAUGAGUUGCAUUGUAUCUUAACUUUUCAUGAGAAUUGCUCACAUUGAAUUAGACUAAUUGUUUUUGGUUUUACAUGCUAUCUACUUUUUUCACUGUAUUAUUCUUUAAAUAACUUGACAAUGUAUAGCACAUUUGCGUUAAGCUGCUAAACUGCCAUGUGUAUGGACUUUGCUAAGGCAUUUUCUAAUAUAACAACAGGCCAAAGAGAUGGUGGAGUUGUCCAGGUCUAUAGCCAACAAGAUUAAAGACAAGCAGGGAGACAUAACAGAGGAUGAGGUAAGAAGCUGAACAGCAGAAACAAGUUGUCAGUGAACUACUUGAAUAUUUUGAAAAUGUAUUAUUGUCAUUACUAUCAUUAUGUUCUGCUUUAUAGACGAUCAGAUUUAAGUCCUACCUCCUGAGCAUGGGUAUCGCGAACCCUGUUACCAGGGAAACGCAUGGAUCAGGCACACAUUACCACAUGCAGCUGGCAAAGCAACUGGGAGACAUGCUACAGGCUCCUCUAGAGGUUGGUAUUAAGUUUGUGUUUCACAUAUUUCCCACCUGCACAAGAUAAAAUACACAGAUUUGGGUUGUCUCCUCACUUUAAUAUAUAAACUUCUUUUCCAAAUGAAGUUCUGUGAACCACUUUAAAUCUCUGCUCUUUCAGGAGCGCGGUGGUAUGAUGGCUCUCACUGAGGUCUACUGUCUGGUCAAUCGUGCCAGAGGGAUGGAGGUAAUGGUUACCUUAAAUCAUAUAAGUGUUUGUUCCCCUGAAUGUAGAUGAAUUGUUUAAAAAAUACACCUUUAGUAAUACUAUUAUUUCUUUUUCUCAGCUUUUGUCUCCAGAAGAUUUGUUAAACGCAUGCAAGAUGUUUGAGUCAUUAAAACUCCCACUGAGGUGAGUCUGACUUUUGUUUCCCUUCACAUUGAAUUGCUUGACGUUCCAUUGUGCGCUCUCAUACAAUUCACUGUGUAUAGUCAAGGCUGCAUGUUUAUCAAAGGAAUAUAGGGCAGGUUGGCGCCUGCUUCACAGAGCCCAGGCUCUUCCUGCCUGGCUUCCUGUUGUUGGAAGCGUUGUCCAGCCUUCUGCAGCUGUCAUUUCCUGUCACUUUCAGGGUUUUCAAAAGAAACGCAGCUCUGUUUCCUUAACAUGCUGGCUUUAGGACCUCCAAACUAGUUGUUGUCUUUACACUUCCUCCCCUGAUUUAGCUGAAUAAAGAUGACCUCAGUUUAAAUCUGUCAGACAGAAAUCUAUCUCUUUCCGUCAUGUGUCUGGUGCUCUUUGUAGACUGCGAGUGUUUGACAGCGGUGUGAUGGUGGUCCAGCUGCAGUCUCACAGUGAAGAGGAAAUGAUAGCCUCAGCACUGGACAAUGUAAGUUUUACGGUGACAAACAUAAUGUUGACAAUAACAUGUAGACUUAACAAACAAAAUGUAUCUUCAGACAGUCAAGACCCAUCUCUUUCUUUCCUCCCUCUCUUGCAGGUGUCAGACAAAGGCUCCUUGACUGCAGAGGAGUUUGCAAAACUUUUGGGUCUCUCUGUUCUGCUGUCCAAAGAGAGGUAAGUUCACAUGUUUAAAUUCUUGAUAUUGCUCUAACAAUUAUGUUUGUUAUUUAUAUUAUGUAGUCACAUAUGUUUCUCCCUCUUUCUUAAUUUUAAAUGUCUAAAUCUCUGUACCUUUCUCAUAUUCAGGUUGUUGCUGGCUGAGAAGAUGGGCCACCUGUGUAGAGAUGACUCUGUUGAGGGUUUAAGAUUCUACCCAAAUCUUUUUUGAGCCGUUUACUAUCAUUAUCAUGAAGAUGGAGAGGAAAUACUUUGCUGCACUUGGUUUACUGAUGCAUCAAAACAAUCCUACCAUUACACCUCCAUACUGAUACAGAGCAGCAUAAUGUCUGCUGUAACUAUCAAGUUAAUGGAGAUUAUUGAAUGGCUGGUGUUUUAUUAGUGGCAAAUCUUUGACAGAGUAACCCCAUCGUUUUUCAAAGAGAUACGGUCUGUCUUUGACGCUUGUUCAAGAACAUGCAAAUACUGUAAAUGGAGUUCAAUGUUCCCAGAUCAGUCUGUGUGUUGGAGCCUGGGUUAAGAAAUAAAUGGGAUGAGGGGAAACUUUC